AUGCUUUUUUACUUGACCACCUUGAAUCUUGCGAGAUUCUUGACCGAAACUGCUCCAAAACUUAAUGAGGGCGAAGGAGAUGUGCAAGCAUUGAGUGCACUUGAUGCUUGGAAGCAUUCGGACUUUCUGUGCCGAAAUUAUAUCAUGAACAGCCUAACAGAUGCGCUGUACAAUGUGUAUAGCACCAUGAAAAUUGCUAAGGAAUUAUGGCAGUCCUUGGACUGGAAAUACAAAACUGAGGAUGUCGGGGCUAAAAAGUUUAUAGUCGGCAAAUUCCUAAACUAUAAGAUUGUAGACUCCAAAACUGUUAUCAGUCAAGUGCAAGAACUCCAAGUGAUCCUUCACCAAAUUCAUGCUGAAGGAAUGAUGUUGAGUGAAACUUUUCAGGAAAUGAACGUUGAAGAACUCGUUGUUAGACUUCAAAUCGAAGAAGACAACAAGAGUUCCGAGAAGAAGUGGUUCAAUCAUGGUGUGGCCAAAGCCAAUGUUGUGGAGCUUGGUCAAAGUAGUAAGAACUACAAAAACAAGUCUGGGUCAUCCGCUGGCAAAAGAACCAAGCAAGGACCGAAAGGUGGAAUUGUCAAGAAAAAAUUUCAAGGGAAAUGUUUCAAUUGUGACAAAGUGGGUCACAAGUUUUCGGAGUGCAGAUUACCAAAGAAGAAUAAAGAAGCGAACGUGGUUGACUACAUGACACAAGAUGUGUUGAAGCUGAAUCUCGCAGCAGUCAUUUCUGAAGUAAACGUGGUGGCAACUUCUGAAAUCAAGGGUCAAGGAAAAGUGAUUCUGAUGAUGACCUCGGGAAAGGAGCUGACUCUCAACAAUGUGCUUUAUGUGUCAGAAAUUCGCAAGAAUUUAGUGUCCUGA
Messenger RNA from Olea europaea var. sylvestris, 864 nucleotides. RefSeq lists its product as uncharacterized. The coding region runs from base 1 to 864 and encodes 287 amino acids. Gene Ontology annotation, molecular function: zinc ion binding; nucleic acid binding. The transcript is spliced from 3 exons. NCBI's taxonomy places the organism in Eukaryota, Viridiplantae, Streptophyta, Magnoliopsida, Lamiales, Oleaceae. The record is from RefSeq and is a predicted model, not a curated record.